AUGUGUCUGCUACUUUUAGCCGCCCUCUCUCUAUCCAUAUCCACCAUUUGCUACCGCCUUUACUUCAAAUUCAUCAAGGUCCCAUCGGAGAUCCAACGCCAUUUCCGUCAACAAGGUGUCGGAGGGCCAACCUACAACGCCAUUUCCGGCAACUCCAAUGAGCUCCGGCGGCUGAUGAUGAUGGCUGAACACAAAUCGCCACCUGAUGAAUCUUUCAACAAUGACCAUGUGGUUCGACAAGUAAUGCCACACUACUACUUUUGGUCCAAGGUUUAUGGCGAUCAGUUUUUGUUUUGGUUUGGGACGAGACCCAGGUUAGCCGUCACCGAUCCGGAAAUGAUCAAGGAGGUGUUGUUGAAUACGAACGGCUGGUUUCGAAAAGCUCGAGUGAACCCCUUGGUUAAAGCUUUGUUUGGCGAAGGAAUUGUGUAUUUGGAGGGGGAGCAGUGGGCUGUUCAUAGAAAGAUUACAAGCCAGGCGUUUAAUAUGGAGAGGGUUAAGGAUAUGGUCCCAGAAAUUGUGGCAAGUACUAACAGCUUACUAGCUGAAAUAGAAGUGAAAAUCGGAGGCGAAAACCGACUUGAAUUCGAUGUAUACAAGGAAUUUAACAAUCUCUCGGCAGACGUUAUAUCAAGAACCGCUUUCGGGAGCAAUUUUGAGGAAGGAAAGCGCAUCUUCGAGAUUCAAGAUCAGCUUAUCAAGAUUGCAUCCGAGGCUAUGCGAAGUGUUUACUUCCCUGGAUUCAAGUACCUGCCAACCAAGAAAAACAGGUUAAGCUGGAAACUUCAACGCGAAUCGAAAGAGAUGAUAACGAAGAUUAUUGAGAAAAACGACAAAACGAGAGAAAACCCGAAAGCUCUACUUUCGUUGCUAAUGUCUCCCUACAAGACCAAGGGAAAUGUGGAAAAGAGACUCGGUCUGAAUGAUAUCGUAGACGAAUGCAAAACGAUCUAUUUUGCAGGCAAAGAAUCGACGGCCAAUCUUCUAACUUGGGUAUUUCUUCUUCUUGCAUCGCAUCAAGAAUGGCAGAACCGAGCUCGUGAAGAAGUCGUUCAAGUUUGUGGCCGUGAUGAGCUUCCUUCCGCCGAGCAUCUAGCCAACUUCAAGAUGAUUAGCAUGAUACUAAACGAAGCACUGAGACUCUACCCUGCGGCGCCGAUAUCCGUGAGAGAAGCCUGCAAGAAUGUGAAGCUUGGUAGCCUCCAGAUUCCGGCCAACACGGAGCUUUUCUUGGCCAUGGCUGCUGUUCAUCAUGACCCUAAGAUUUGGGGAGAAGAUGCAAACAAGUUCAACCCCUUGCGAUUUAUAGAGCCGAAAAAACACUUAGCCUCCUACUUCCCAUUUGGUAUAGGUCCUCGAAUUUGCGUUGGCCAAAACCUCGCCAUCGUGGAGGCCAAAAUCGUUGUGGCUAUGAUCAUUCGGAAAUAUCGUUUUGUGGUCUCACCGUCUUACGUCCAUUCCCCAUUCCAGUCUUUAACGGUUGGACCCCAAUACGGUGCUCCGAUGAUCUUUAGUAAAGUAUAA
Messenger RNA from Cynara cardunculus var. scolymus (artichoke), 1524 nucleotides. RefSeq names its product cytochrome P450 734A6-like. Bases 1 to 1524 code for a protein of 507 amino acids. Gene Ontology annotation, molecular function: heme binding; monooxygenase activity; oxidoreductase activity, acting on paired donors, with incorporation or reduction of molecular oxygen. The record is from RefSeq and is a predicted model, not a curated record. The transcript has 4 exons. Lineage: Eukaryota; Viridiplantae; Streptophyta; Magnoliopsida; Asterales; Asteraceae.